AUGUCAAUAAGCCAAGAUGCGGCCGGUCGAAUCAUCUCAGAGCUCAAGACCAUCCAACCGGAUGCCGAGACCACCUUCAUCCGGAAAGACCUUACCCUCCUCAAGAACGUAGACGAAGUCUGCGAUGAGAUCAAAGCGAGAGAGGCGAAUCUUAACCUACUGUUCAUGUCACAGGGGACGAUGUCCUUGAAAGGUCGAGAUGAGACUUCCGAAGGCCUCGACAAAAAGCUAACAACAAACUACUACUCCCGCAUGCGCUUUACCCAACAGCUCCUUCCACUCCUCGAGUCCGCCUCCCCACAGCUGUCCCGUGUGGUCUCGGUGCUAGCCCCUGGCGAAGAAGCCCUCCUGGAUUUUGACAAUCUCGACCUCAAGCGGGAUUUCUCACUCCGGAAAGCGGCGGCACACGCGAUCACCAUGACCGACUUCACCUUCGAGGAAAUGGCAAAGAAGAGCCCGAGCGUGUCGUUCGUGCACGCGUAUCCCGGCGCCGUCAAGACCGGCUUUGCAAAGGAGGCCGGAUUCGCGGUCAGAGCCGCUAGCCAGGUAGCCCUUGCCCUGCUCUCGCCCUGGACCGUAGGGAUCGAGGAGAGCGGGGAGAGGCACCUGUUUGCCGCGACCAGUGCGGCCUAUCCGCCACGUGCGGGCCAGAGGUGCGGUGUAGAGGUUCGCGAGGGUGAGGUGAAGAAGGGCAGUGCCGGGCAGGUGGGCAGUGGUGCCUAUCUGAUCGGGUCGGACGGAGAUGUAAGGGCUAAUGAGAAGGUGCUGAAGGAGUUGAGGAAGGAGACAGCCAUAAAUUUGAAGACAAAUCCCCGAAUCGACUAUCAGCUGUCUGGUGCAAGCGCAAGUACUUGGUCGACUCACCUGGUUCCAGAUCUAGAAUUCAAAGUGCGGUAUGUCGAAGGUCAGAAGUAUCUGAUAGCAAAGGAUUCUAUGUGA
Molecule: messenger RNA, 939 nt
Organism: Letharia columbiana
Lineage: Eukaryota; Fungi; Ascomycota; Lecanoromycetes; Lecanorales; Parmeliaceae
Exons: 4
Coding region: 1-939 (312 amino acids)
Biological process (GO): secondary metabolic process
Source: RefSeq, a predicted model, not a curated record